This is a messenger RNA of Petromyzon marinus (sea lamprey), 6326 nucleotides long. Its product is annotated as protein scribble homolog. The record is from RefSeq and is a predicted model, not a curated record. Gene Ontology annotation, cellular component: postsynaptic membrane; adherens junction; basolateral plasma membrane. Gene Ontology annotation, biological process: neurotransmitter receptor transport postsynaptic membrane to endosome; cell-cell adhesion; receptor clustering. Gene Ontology annotation, molecular function: protein kinase binding. NCBI's taxonomy places the organism in Eukaryota, Metazoa, Chordata, Hyperoartia, Petromyzontiformes, Petromyzontidae.
CAUCGCAAGCGCUGCCGGGACACGUGACGUCAACUCCAACGCCGGAGUUGCAAGUUGCCGGAGCGGGGCGUGCGCGCGGUUUUAGGUCGCCGCCGAUCAUUCCAAAUGUGCGGAUAAUCCUGUACGGGGCGACUACUCUUCGUCAACAUCAUCACCAUCUCGUCGCCAUCAUCAACAUCGUCGUUAUCAUCGCAGCGCUUUUUUUGUGUCCUGGGGAGCGCCGCUCGGUUUGGUGGGGGGGGUGGGUGGCGGCGGUGGCGGCGGUGAUGAUGAUGAUGGGGGCGACAUUUGUUAAGUGUUGGGUCUCAGUGUAGCGGCGGUCGUAGGAGUCGUAGUUCGUGUAGAUGUUAUUGUUCAAGAUGCAUCGUUAGCAGGGCACUUUAUCACCGUGGCGAUACUCGCAGUGGUAACCACAAGCGUACGCUGCCCCAUAGACAGAUCGCCCAGCGUGCAGCAGCAGCAUCGUCAUAUACUGUAUUGUGGAUUAUACGCUUGCGGCCGGCGACUACUCCGGUGAGACGUGGCUUGUUGCAAAGAUGCUCAAAUGCAUGCCUCUGUGGCGAUGCAAUCGGCACGUGGACGCCAUAGACAAGAGGCAUUGCUCGCUGGUCGUGGUGCCCGACGAGGUUCUGCGGUGUGGCCGCUCCCUGGAGGAGCUGCUCCUGGACGCCAACCAGCUCCGCGAGCUGCCGAAGCAAUUCUUCAGGCUACACAACCUCCGCAAGCUGGGACUCAGCGACAAUGAACUCCAAAGGCUUCCGCCCGACAUUGCCAACUUCAUGCACCUUGUCGACCUGGAUAUGUCCAGAAACGACAUUGCAGAGAUACCAGACAGUAUCAAGCUCUGUACGUGUCUGGAGGUUGUGGAUUUUAGUGGCAACCCACUUACAAGGCUUCCUGAAGGCUUCACACAACUAAAGAGUUUGAUUUAUCUUUCACUCAAUGAUGUGUCUUUACAAGGACUGCCAGAUGACAUUGGAAAUUUGUCAAACCUCGUAACACUGGAACUGAGAGAGAACCUUUUAAAGACACUGCCGACGUCGUUGCAUUUGCUCGUCAAGCUGGAACAGCUGGACCUCGGGAAUAAUGAACUGGAAACUCUGCCUGGGUCUCUGGGAUCGCUGCCCAAUGUGAGGGAGCUCUGGCUGGACGGGAACCAACUUGAAGCCCUUCCCUCGGAGAUAGGGGAACUCCGGAGGCUGGUGUGCCUCGAUAUUUCUCAGAACCGGCUGGAGCGGCUGCCAGAUGCCAUCGGUGGGCUGGCUGCCCUCACGGACUUCCUAGCCUCCCAAAAUCACCUUGAGGAGCUCCCAGAAGAACUUGGGAAACUGAAACACCUGUCAAUCCUGAAGGCCGAUCAGAACCGCCUUACUCACCUCCCCGAAGCCAUUGGUGACUGCGAGAACCUCACUGAACUUAUUCUCACUGAAAACCAGCUGGUGACCCUUCCUGCCAGUAUUGGGAAGCUUACAAAGCUUACAAACUUGAACUUGGACAAAAAUCGCUUGAAUUCAAUACCUCCUGAGAUCGGGGGCUGCGGUGCAUUGAACGUGCUCUCACUGCGAGACAACCGCCUGACGCAAGUUCCCGGGGAGAUUUCCGGUGCCUCCCAAAUUCACGUGCUCGACUUGGCCGGCAACAGGUUAGAAAACUUGCCGAUAGAACUGGCCAAGUUGAGCCUCAAGGCUCUGUGGCUAUCCGAAAACCAGUCGCAGCCCAUGCUGAAAUUCCAGACGGAGGAGGACGUGCGGAGUGGCCUCAAGGUGCUCACCUGCGUGCUGUUGCCCCAGAGGCCUCCGCUCAGCAUGGACCAGGUGCUGGCGGAGGAGAGUGACAACAGCCCCCCACCGGGGGAUGAGAGCAACCGGGUGAGCGUCAUCCAGUUCCACGCCGACGUUCCGGAGGAUGGAGAUUCCAACGACCACGAGCGAAAGAAAAUCCAGAGGAGGGCCACACCAUACCCAAGCGAGCUCAAGGCCAUGAAGAAGAAGCGGGACGAUGACAAACAACGUUCCGAGGAGCCCCGUGACGCAUCGGACAAGCGGUGCAGUGACGUGUCCAUUCAGAGCCAUAAUUCCACAAGGGAGGCCCAGGAGAGGCCAGCCUCUCCGGCAGACGGGGCCACUGGUCCGGGCGACCACGUCGAACCUUCAAGACCUGAGCCUGGAGCAGCCUUUCAGAUGGAGCAGUACGAAGAGGAACCUUCCGUCCGCUUUGCCGAAGACACCAUCGACACGGAAGAAGAGGAGCCCGACGAUGCUUGGGAGACAAAGCGGCUGAUCCGCAAGGACACUCCGCACUACAAAAAAGGAUUCAAAGUGGCCAAGCUUCCCAAGCCAGAGGUGGUGAAGGCACUUCUCAGCGGCAGUUACCAAGAGGUUGACGAUGAUGACGAUGAUGAGGAGGAGGAGGAGGAUGGGGGAGAAGAAGAUGGAGAUGACGAUGAUGAUGAAGAGGAGAGGGAGGAGGAGGAAGAGGAGAAGGAGGAGGAAACCGAGGGUGGAGACGGUGCGGGAGGAGCUUAUGAGCGGAGCAGUGAGAGGGAGGAGGAGCAAGAGGCAGGGAACGAGAGAGGAGGCGAUAUGGAAGGAGCAAUAGAUGGGCGAGAGGUUGCGGAGGAGAUGCCCUUGGCUGAAGAGGCCCUCAACAACAACGUAUCCACACUGCAAGCUGUAAAGGGGGUUUCAUUUGAUCUAGCCAAUAACCUGCUCAUCGAGCCUGCCCGCCUUGAGGAGGAUGAGAUUAAAAUCGUAGUGUACAGAAAAACAGGUGGCCUGGGCAUCAGCAUUGCUGGCGGGAAGGGAUCAACCCCUUACAAAGGGGAAGAUGAGGGAAUAUUUAUUUCACGGGUGUCGGACGAGGGGCCGGCAGGGAUCGCCGGUGUGCGUGUUGGUGACAAGCUGCUGCAGGUGAAUGGCGUGGUGCUGGUGGAUGCCGAGCACCAGGAGGCGGUGAGCGCUCUGAAGAACAGCGGCAGCGUCAUGGAGCUGCUGGUGCUACGGGAGCGCAUGGUGGAGCCCGAGCACGCCGUGAGCGUGGCACGGCCGCCCCCUCCGCAGUCCCCUUCGCUGCCGCCGACACCCACGCCGCAGCCGCCACCGCCGCCGUCGACGCCGGCGGCCACGGCCCCUGAAGCGGCGGCGGCGGCGGCGGCGGUAGCGCCGAAGCUGACGACGCCGGCGCAGCCCCCCCUGCGCGAGCGCCGUUCGGCCGUCACGUUCGCGCCCGAGCCGGAGCCCACCGUGAUGCGAGAACAGCUCUCCGUGCGGCUGCUGAGGAACGAGAGAGGGCUUGGCUUCAGCAUCGCCGGCGGCAAGGGGUCGACGCCCUUCAAGGGCUCCCACAGCGGAAUCUUCAUUUCAAGGAUAGCGGAGGGUGGCACGGCAGAUCUGGAGGGCACGAUGGCUGUUGCGGAUCGCGUUCUGGCUAUCAAUGGCGUAGACAUGACAGAAGCCAGGCAUGACCAGGCGGUAGCCCUUCUUACCUCCUCCGCGACCUCAAUCACAAUGCUGCUCCAACGGGAACAGCUGGAAUACAUCCAGCCAGGGCUCGUGGAGAGCAGGCCGCUGGGCCAGCUAGGCGGACAGCUAGAUGGCCAGCUAAAGGCCCAGCCAGACGACCAGACGGACGGGCAGUCGCCGGUCCUACCGGACGGCCUGCCGGCCGGGAAACCGCCAGGACGCUCGUGCAGCCCGCCGCCUCAGUACUCGAGCUGGGAGCUAGAGAACGGCCAGACCAGGCCGGAGAGCCCACCGCCCGGCUACCAGGCACAGGGGCACAAACCCCCAGGCAGGCCCAGCAGCCCCCCGCCCGGGUACCCGCUUAGCCCGGACGAGGAAGAUGGGGAUGAAGAGGAUGGGGAGGAUGUUGAUGGGGAGGAUGGGAAUGGGGAGAGGGGGGAGGAGGACGAGGAGGUGAAGCUCGGCGACGAGGAGCCAGCGGACGUGGAGCCGGGGAGCAACCACGUGUCCGAGCAGGAGGAGCAUCCUUACCCCGUUGAGGAAAUCGUGUUGCUCAAGACUGAUGGACCCCUGGGCUUGAGUAUAGUCGGAGGCAGCGACCACUCCAGCCAUCCCUUUGGCAUCGACAAGCCUGGGAUAUUCAUCUCGAAGAUAAUAGCCGACGGCCAGGCGGCCAAGACGAACAUGAGGGUUGGCGAUCGCAUCCUGUCGGUGAAUGGGCUGGACGUGCGGCACUGCACGCACCAGGAGGCGGUGUGCGCGCUACUCGGGGGCAAACCAGCCAUCCACAUGUUCGUGCAGCACGACCCGCCGCCCCUGGGCAUGCAGGAAAUCGAGAUUGAGAAGAGGGUCGGAGAGAAGCUGGGGAUGAGCAUACGUGGAGGCGCACGGAGUCACCCGGGUAACCCGUUUGAUAGCGGCGACGAGGGUAUCUUCAUCUCUCGGAUCAACAGCUCGGGAGCGUGCGGCCGCGAGGGACAACUGCGUGUGGGCAUGCGGCUACUGGAGGUGAACGGGCAGUCCCUGCUUGGCGCCACGCACACGGAGGCGGUGCGAGCGCUGCGCUCCGUGGGCGACAAGCUGGCGGUGCUCGUGUGCCACGGCUACGACGCUAGCGCCGCCAAGGAGAUAUCGCCGGGCAUCAUCGCCAACCCGUUCAUCAUGGCGGGUGGCAGGAAGAACAGCAUGGAGAGCAUCUCGUCCAUCGACCGCGACGUAACAAUGGAAGAGGUGGAGCUGCUGCACAACGAGAAACUGAGAAGAGAGUGUGAAAGAGCAUUGUGCCUUAAGGAAGCUACACAGGCCAGCGCCGAGGAGCGCGGGCAGGAGGUGGACAACCGCGUGAGCGACGGUCCCAGGGAAGAGCGAGCGUUGCAGGGGUCCGCGUCUCGACAGCACGCUACGGAGACGUUGCAGAAGCCUGCCCAUGACGAGUGCCUUAUGGGGAACAACGAUCACAGCAGUGACGACUCGAGCCAGUGUCCGGAGUUAGAUGCUGCCAACACGGGAGGGAUACCCUCUCUCCAAUUGGACGACAAAGACUGCAACCUCAACACCAGGCCCGAGGGGCACGAGGUGUUCGUGGAGAGCCGAGCGCCGGCGCCCGUCAGGACGGCCAAGGCCGAACGGCGCUACCAGGAGCGCGCGAGCGGCGGGCCGAGCCCCGAGCCGCUGCCCAGCGACGGGGAUCUCUCCCCGGCCGAGCGCAGGGCCCUGCAGGCGGAGAAGAGAGCCAUGUGGCGCGCCGCCAGGAUGAAAUCUCUCGAGCAAGAUGCGCUAAAGGCCCAGAUGGUGAUCGCCAAGGCGCGGGAGAACCAGAAGCGCAACAACCUGGACCGGCUGUCCGAGACCCCCUCGCCUGCUCUCUCGGCCUCCCCGUCUCCGCACGACGAUUACAAUGUUUACCAAUGUCUUAAAGAUGAAACGGGCUCUCCACAAGGGAACUUGGGUUCUGAAGCCAGUCUUGAAACAGGAUCUCAGCUGAGCUGGGUUCAGUCGCCGACCACACUAAAUGCACCGUCGGACGCCCAUACGCAAAACACAAAUGUAUCCAGAAGUGAUGACACUCAUUGAGGGGACGGUGGUGGAGAGAACGGACAGCGUACACCAAAUGCCUCAUCUGGCAGAAAUGCCUUUUUUUGGCACCGACCAGGGACACUUUCUGCUGGUGUAUCGUUAACUAGUUAUGGUUUUAUAUGUUCCAGUUUGCAUGUUUGAUAUGUUUCAAAACGGGAUGUAAACUUUCAGUUUAAAUGCUCUCAAACUAGAACGAUGAGUAGCGUUUUAUUGUAAAUUUGGUACAGUUAGUAAUGUGUAAAAUUUAGAACUAGAGCCAUCGUUUUUAAACAAAACACUAAGAGGUGUAGAACGGGGAUAGGUUUACAAGUUUGACACAUCUGUAAAAUAAACUGUGAAUGAUUUUAACUUUUAUAUUUGCUGCUUCUUGGUGGGUGUACACGAUCGGAUGUGAAUUUAUAUAUAAAGGAAAAAAAAGUACAUCACUUGGCAUUUUAUUUUUGUAAGUUCUUUUACAAUACUGUAGGGUUAGAAAAAAAUAAAACACCAGUUCCUCCCUUUUGGGCACCGACUUCUUUAUCAUUCAACGUUCUCAGCCUCGGAUAGGUUUCUAAGUGCUUUAACAUGUAAAGUAGCGCAUCAGUUGUUAGUCGUCGUAAUAGCUGUUUUUGUAUGUUAACGCAUUACGCCUGUUUUGUAAAUCAGUGGAAAUAAAUGUUGAUUUAAUUUUCCACCGCUAACAUUUCAAGUAUGCUCUGUUGCUUAACAAUGAGUGUAAUUCUGUUAUGUUCUGUUAUGCUUGUGGGAAACAUUUUUGGGGGAAAUAAAGCAAGUGAAUUUCAUCAUCUU